AUGUCUCCCGAGGUCUGUAUCCCUUCUGUAUCCCACUCGACGUGCGGCAAAAAAAAGCGGGCCCCACCAUCGCAUCCCGCAAUUCUUUUUUUGAGAACCCGACACUAUCAGAUCACUUCCGAGAACCUGGUGUCAAGACGCCUGUACUUAACGAGGACCCAGGAAUUCCUUUUAUCACCCGUCAUCAUGGCAGUCGCCGAAUCUGUUGAUCCAACAUUGGAGGCUCACACCGAGCUAGUCAAUUGGUUUAUUCAACAAGGUGGCACAGUCGAUAAAGCCGUGUACAUCACUCAAGAUGCCUUGCGAGGCGUGCACAUGCAAGUCAAAUCAGAUUUGCCAGACUCCAUCCCCAGAGAAACGCGGGUCAUCAACACCCCAAUCAGCGUGUCUAUGUCUUGGUAUAACGCCGUUGGAUAUGAGUGCCCCAAAGGCUCCUUUUCUAAACACGGCGUGGAUUUCCCACGUCAAUGGAUAGAUGAGAUUGGACCCGAAGAGACUUUCGCUUUCUUCCUCAUGGGUCAGUACCUGCGUGGAUCGGAGAGUUUCUGGUAUCCGUACCUGCGCACGUUGCCUCAGCCGGGUCAAUUGACUACACCUCUCUUCUUUGGGGAAGAGGAUGUGGAUUGGAUCCAGGGGACCGGUAUUCCCGAGGCAGCUGUGGAGAGAAUCAGGGUCUGGGACCAGAAGUAUGAUGAUGCAGUUACCAAGCUGGAGGCAUUUGGCUUCCUUGAUUGCGGAGAGUUUACAUGGGAGCUGUAUAUGUGGGCCUCGACCAUCAUUACGUCGAGAGCAUUCUCGCCCAAGGUUCUCUCUGGUGCUGUGGAAGCUGCUGAUCUGUGGGAAGACCGUGUUUCAGCUCUGCUGCCUCUCAUAGAUCUGCCGAAUCACCGUCCAAUGGCGAAGGUUGAGUGGCGAGCUGGCGAGAAAGAUAUUGGUCUUCUUGUGCUUGAAGAUCUUGCCCCGGGCCAUGAAAUCUCUAAUAACUACGGCCCUCGCAAUAAUGAGCAAUUGCUCGUCAACUAUGGAUUCUGCCUUACCAACAACCCGACUGACUACCGCAUCGUCCAUUUGGGCGUAAAGCCGGACAGCCCGCUUGGACAAGCCAAGGCACGUCAGUUGGAGCUGUUCCCCGAAGUGGCCAAGAACAAGGAAGACCACUAUUACAUUUUCAAUCCGUUCUAUCCUCUAUUAGGACCCGACACCUCCAUGGAACACUCAAUCUUUUCACCCGCAUUGUUCAACGCAUUGACAGUGAUGGAGUCCAAUGCCCGUGAACGUGACAUGCUUGAGAUCACCGACGCAGGCAUUCAGAUCACACCUGCAUAUGGCAAUGGUCAUAGCAUAUAUGCCGCGCUAGCACAGAUCAGCUUUGAGAUGAUUGCCCACGCUUAUAAUCUCAAAGCCAGUGCACAGGGUCUAGCACUGCAACCAACAACUCUGAACCAAACCCACGCACAAAUAUACCGCAAAGGACAAAUCUCAUUAGAUUAUGCAGCCUUGAUCGUGGCAACUUGGACCAUCACUCGUGGCCGUGAACAUAAGCGCGGUGAAAGCUGGGAAGAUACCAAGGCCCUUCUGUCUGAGCUUAUGGCACGAGUACCCGCCGGUCUGCUCUCUGACGAAGUCCUAUCCAGAAGUCGUGUGCGCAUUCUAGAGCGUCCAUCCAUUGUGGCUAAGAAUGGCGAGCUAUUCAGAUUGGGAGAGUUGUUCAGCCUGCUACCGGCCGAGAUGCAAGGCCCUGCUGGAACGUGCUUCCAGCAUGUUCUGGGUGUGGCUAGCCAGGAGAUUCCACCAGUUGCCAGUGAUCCGCAGACUCUGUUCUCGAUAGUGAUCUGCUUGCUGGUUGCAACCUUUAACUCGCCCCAGGCACGCUCUCAGCUCCCAUCACGUCUUGCCAAAUGGGUGUCUUUCCUGCUUGAAAAAUACUCAAUUGCUGCCGUGGGCUCGGAAGAAGCUAAUCAGCCACUCCGUAUGCUGCAGCAAUAUUCCGAGGCCGCGCAGCUGGGAGCAUUGGCUGCUGGUGACGGUGUUGAUUGGCUUUCUGAAAGUAGUGGAUGGCUGGAGUCCAACUGGCUUCAAUGGGCCUGGACAGUGGCAGGUGCAGAGAUGGUGAUGAUUCCCCUCCAGUCCUUGGAGGUUCUGAACAUGGAGGGAGAGCCAUCUAUGCUGAAGCAGGCUUGCCUUUAUGUGCCACAGGAGUAG
This is a messenger RNA of Penicillium olsonii, 2202 nucleotides long. The record is from the annotation of a GenBank genome assembly. NCBI's taxonomy places the organism in Eukaryota, Fungi, Ascomycota, Eurotiomycetes, Eurotiales, Aspergillaceae.